GAGAUGGAACGUCGUCAAUUCUUUUACUCAAUUUGAUUUGAAAGAGGGUCUCUCUGGAUGUUUGAACUCCGAGGCUCCAAACAACUAUUCUGCUUCUUGUGUUUUUGCUAAGUUCAUUCUAUAUGCUUGCUUGCUUACUUUCACUCUCUUGUUCUCACAGUUGCUAAUCUAUUGAAGGAAUACUGAGGUUUGAGCGAAUUCUUCUUAUAGGAGGAAACAUGGCCGACGUGCGAGUCAUAUCCAAUAGUACAGUCAAGACAGCAAAUCACAGGGCAUCAGGUGGGAGGAUAGAGCUAAAUCCAUGGGAUCUUCGGGCCCUUCCAUUAGGAUAUACCCAGAUGGGACUUCUUUUUUCCAAGCCUAAAGAGCCUAUGCGAGAGAACGAAACUGGAAACACCCUAAUCCACCACUUGAAAACCUCUCUCUCGCACACCCUAGACCAUUUUCCACUACUGGCUGGUCGCCUAGCAACAACCCAACACGAAGAUGACACCGUUUCCUUUUUUGUCGACUGCAACAAUAGUGGUGCUUUGUUUGGACAUGCAGCAGCCGAUGGAGUAACCAUUUCUGACGUCAUUAAACCCGCGUACGUUCCGCCUAUUGUUCACUCCUUUUUUGCACUGAAUGGGCUCCGAGGCUAUGAGGGUAUAGCAAACCCAUUACUUGGAAUACAAAUAACCGAUCUUGCAGAUGGUAUAUUUAUUGGUUGCACCAUUAAUCAUGUUGUGGCGGAUGGCACAUCAUUGUGGCAUUUCUUUAACACAUGGUCGGAAAUUUCUAAGGGUUCGAUUCAGUUAUCCAAGCCCCCUGUUUUUCAACGUUGGUUUCCUGAUGGUAUGGAUAUCCCCAUUCGUAUUCCUCAAUCCUGUGUCAAUUUCAAACAAAGCAAUGAAGACUUCAUUCCACCACCUGUACAAGACAGGGUUUUCCAUUUCUCAAAGGAAACCGUUGCAAAACUAAAAGCAAAAGCUAACGCUCAGACUGGCACCGACAAAAUUUCCUCCCUUCAAGCUCUGUUGUCUCAUAUUUGGAGAUGUGUUAUCCGCAACAGAAGAGUUGACCCUAAUCAAGAGACCAGUUACCGCCUUGUAGUUGGUGGUAGACAAAGAUUGCAGGAGCUGCCUGAUAACUUUUUUGGGAAUUCACUGAUGCCUGUGAUUGUAACUAUGAAAGCAAAGGAGCUCAUGGAACAAGGAAUUGGCAACCCGGCGUGGCAAAUGAAUAGGAAGAUUGCUGCAAUGACUGAAGAAACUUUCAAAAAUACUUUAGAGUCUUGGCCAGCAAGCCCUAGUUUUACAAUUUUGAACAAUAGAAACACUUUGUUCACAGCUGGUUCUCCUCGAUUCAUUAUGUAUGGAAAUGAUUUUGGAUGGGGAAAGCCAAUCGCAAUAAGAGGUGGGUCAUCAAGCAAGUUUGAUGGGAUGCUUAGAUUACUUAGCGGAGCAAAGGAAGGUAGUAUUGACCUUGAAGCAUGCCUUUCUCCACAAACAUUGGAGGCUAUGGCAAAUGAUCAAGAAUUCAUGGAUACCAUAACCGUUUAAUAAUGUCAGUCCAAACUCCAAAACUACAAAUUAGUUCCACCAUUGAAUAAGGGUGUGUUGUAAGUGAAAUUACAAUGUUUAAAAUAAAAAGUUAUGAACGCUAAUUUUAAACAAAAA
Molecule: messenger RNA, 1658 nt
Organism: Gossypium arboreum
Lineage: Eukaryota; Viridiplantae; Streptophyta; Magnoliopsida; Malvales; Malvaceae
Exons: 2
Coding region: 219-1541 (440 amino acids)
Source: RefSeq, a predicted model, not a curated record